This is a messenger RNA of Nilaparvata lugens (brown planthopper), 6929 nucleotides long. RefSeq names its product integral membrane protein GPR155-like (gene anchor). Bases 230 to 2419 code for a protein of 729 amino acids. Gene Ontology annotation, cellular component: membrane. The transcript is spliced from 13 exons. Lineage: Eukaryota; Metazoa; Arthropoda; Insecta; Hemiptera; Delphacidae. Gene Ontology annotation, biological process: intracellular signal transduction; transmembrane transport. The record is from RefSeq and is a predicted model, not a curated record.
GAUACAAUUUGUUUGUAUUGUUGUUGUUGUUUUUUUUUUGUUGUUGUUUGUAUUGAAACUGUGUUUGAGCACAUAAGAUCAGAUUUAUUUUGGAAAUAAAUAUAUUUCUGUCUAUCUGACAAAAAUGACUUGAUAUUCUCUACAAUAUGAAAAAGUCAAGUAGAUCUGGAAUUUUAUUGGUGUCUGUAGGCCAAUAAGUUGAGGCUCAUCGAAGAAUGAUUAAUUUUACAUGAUGACCGCUGAACCUGAUAGUGCCCUCGAUAAUCUAUAUCCUGCUUUAUUGGAAUGCUUUCUUGUCAUCAUAUGUGGGUACCUAGCCGGCCGCCUGGGGCUGGUGUCACAGCAGCAGCAUGGCGCCCUGAACACGCUAGUGGGCACUUUCAGCCUGCCGUCGCUGCUGUUCCUGUCGCUGGCCGAGCUGAAGCUGUCGCAGGUCUCCUGGCUGUUCCUGCUCAGCCUCCUCGUGUCCAAGGCCAUCAUCUUCGUCAGCGUCGCCGUCCUCACGCUGCUCGUCACCCGCCCUGUCGACCCGGCGCGCGCCGGCCUCUACGCCAUCUUCUGCACGCAGUCUAAUGACUUCGCCAUCGGAUAUCCCAUCAUUUCAGCGCUAUACCAGAAGAUCCACCCGGACUUUGUGAGCUACCUUUACCUGGUGGCGCCCGUCAACCUGGUCAUCCUCAACCCAUUCGGCUUCGUGCUGAUGGAGAUCGGCAAGCGGCGCUCCCUCCCCCCCGACAGCCGCCAGCGCCCCGCCUCCUGUUGGCACGUGACCGGCGUCAUCCUCUGGAACAUCGUCGCCAACCCCAUCGUCUUCAUGACGGCGCUCGGCAUCGCCGGCAACUUCGUCUUCGGCGGGAAUGUUCCGCCACUCAUCAGCUGUGUCCUCAAUGUUUUCGCAAAGGCAUUCCCAGCAGCUGCUCUGUUCUUACUCGGCCUCAGAAUGGUCGGCAAAGUUCAAGAUCUGUACGGAACGUCCCUGCUUGUUGUCAUCAUGCUUGUCUCAGCCAAGUUAUUGGCAAUGCCUCUUGUGACCCGUGAAGUAGUGAGUACAGUGAUGCACUUGGCCGGCAUGAAUAAGACGGAAAUAGCUGACUUCAGCACUUAUGGCUUCCUGUAUGGCACCAUACCAGCUGCUCCAGCCACCUUCGUCUAUGCACUCAUGUAUUCGCUCAACGCCGAUUUGGUGGCUAGUGCAAUGGUAGCGUGCACAUUUUUAGCAGUACCUCUCCUCUUCACUUCGGCCAGAAUGGUGCUGUCUUCAAAUAUGGAUCCUGACAAGCUCAUCCUCGUAUGGAAAUCCUAUCAAUUGCACAUCAGCAUUAUUGGAAUGCUAUUAUGUAUUUGGGUGCUGGUCAUCUUUAUAGUGAACAAGACUUACAAGAAAAUGCCUCAGAAGAUUGUUCUCUACAUGCUCUUCUCCCAGGUACGAUAUUCAUAUGGUUUUUUGGCAGAGAGAUCCUUUAGGAUGUUUUGCCUCGCCGUAUCACCCAAUUUCACUUUAAUCCCUGCAUUGUCAGUGGCAGUUCUUAUGUUCUUCACUACACCAACUGCUAAACCAACUGUGUAUGAACUGGAGUAUGGUAGUGCUGAAGCCACUCUGGAAAUUUUCCUAUUGCUGCUGUCGUUCAUAGUUACGAUGGGUUGCUUGAUUCUCCACCAAAGAUUCAGAAGGCAACGACGUCGUAUGUCUCAGUCAUCGACAGCUAGUUUGCGCAGGGAAAACUCCAACAACUCUAUACAGAAUUGGGGCAAGCCGGUUGACAACGAAUUGGACGGAGGCAGCUCACGGUACCUGGUGGAGGACAGUAGCGGCGGCGAGGCGCGACGCAGCGAGCUGGAUAGUCCGGCCAAGUACGUGGCGCUGCUGUUCGUCACACUGUGCUCGAUGUUCGUCAGCCUGGCCGUGUGCCUGUGGCAGGUGGUGAUGGCCGACGAGACCACCGCUGUCUUCAUCGAGCUGCUCUUCAUCAUGUCCACCUUCACCAAGGGACAGUCGCUGCUCAUAUUCGUGCUCUUUGGCAUGGACACGUCCAUUGUGUUCGAGAAGUUCAUGAGCAGAAUGGAUGUUGGAUAUCGAUGGCUGCGACGGCCUGAGCCAAUGCCAUCUGCACUCUGGGACGACCUGUCGCUGGAGACCCGGCAGCUGUGUGAAAAGUUCACCAAAGACUACAUCGGCAAAUGCCGAGCUAAUAUCCUCAAUGAUAACUGGUGGGUGAUGAAGGACUACCGACAGACUUUCACGGGCCACGACCUGGUGACGUGGCUGGUGGCGAAUGACGUGUGCCAGGAUCGCGCGGAGGCCGUGCAGUACGGCAAUCGACUCCUCGCCGGACAAGUCAUCAAACACCUCAACGGCAACCAGCUCUACAAGGACGACCCCACCAUCCUCUUCACAUUCACUUUCCCCAAUCAUAAUUAGACCCACCACUAAAACUAAUUUUAUUUCAUCUUCUGACUACAAUAUUUACUAUCAUUUGAGCCACGUCUCUGUAGAGAGGCAAUGCUCAAGAUACGUUGCACCACGCGAAAUCUCAAUUUUCAUUCUGGUUGAGCCAUCUCUCUAUGCAGAGAUAUACAUUGCAUCACGCGAGAUUCCGAUUGGUGUAGCCUACAGUUACUUUAUAUAGUAACUUUAGUGUAGCCCAGCAUUAAAGCCGCAGGUAUUAUUUUAUUGAAUUUUUUGACAUAAAGUAAUGGAUUAAGUGACUGUGAACUUUUGAGUGUCUCGCUAAUUUAUUACCAGACACUAAUCUCUUAAUACUAAAAACUUUGUAGUAUUUUGUUACUUCUGACUACAAUAUUUUCUGUCAUUUGAGCCAUCUGUCUACAGAGAGACAAUGCUUAAUAUACGUUGCACCACGCAAUUUUGUUUUCGGUUGGUGCAGCCCAGCAUUAAAGUCAUAGGUUUUGUUAUUUUAUUGAAUUUUUUGACAUAAAGUAAUGGAUUAAGUGACUGUGAACUUUUGUAUGUCUUGCUAAUUUAUUUCCAGACACUAAUCACUAAUCUCUCACUUUAUUUUCAGACAUGACCGUGAAUAUUGUAGUAUAUAUUUUUUUUAAUUCAUUGACAUACAUGAGUCUGAUGCUUAACUUGACGAAUAUUACGUUGAGUUUUUAUUUAUCACACGUUGGAGUUGAAGUCCUAAUGUAUAAAAUCCAUGGUGUCCCAUUCAUAGAAAUUGAAAAAUUAGUAGAAAAUUACAGUAGAUACUAGAUGCUAACACACUAGAAUACUGUAAAUUAUUUUACAAUAAUUAUUUAUAAUGACCUUUUAUUUCGUCAAUCCAUAAAAAAAUGUAUUACAAAAAUUAUUAUUGCCUACUUUUUGAAAAUCGAAAAAAAAAUCAGAUUAUACAUUGUAAAGUGUUAAUGUUUCUAGUGUGUAAUAAUACUUCAAUACUUUAUCGUGAACAGUGAGUAAUAACUAUAUUAAUGUGAUUAUAAAAGUUGAUACUACAUCUGUGAUUGAAAAUCAUAAUCUAUAUUGGGAGCCUUUUAUUCAUCAAUAUUUAUAUUUUGAAGUCAGACCUUAUAUUUAUUAUUAAAUCUAUUUAUGGAUUAAUCAUCAUCAGCAGUAUCAUCCAAAAUUAUAUAUUUUUAAAAUAAUGCAUGCUCAUAUAGUAUUGGAAUGUUCUCAUUAAUAAAUAAUGUCAUAGAUAAUAUAAAUAUUAUAGGUAACAUCAUGCGUACAAUAAUAGUAUAAGUUAAGCCGUUUAUGUACAAAGUACUGUCCUUUAUUCUUGUGACUGAUCUAUGGAUUAUAUUUGAAUUCUGAUUGAUUUAUUCACUUAUAGGGGUUAAGCAAACCCCUAUUUGAACAAACAUUUUUUGAUCAACAUCAUUUUUAUAACCAGGUAUCUUAAGUUUUUAUGUGUUGGGUUUAUUUUUUCCAUAAUUACACAUUUUUACUUUAUUAAACUCUUUGUGCUGUACCAAAGUACUGUAAACUUGGGAAUGGUUGAAGUAUAUUUUUAUCAUAAAUAUUGGCAUUAUAAUAAUUAUGAUUGCAUCAAGAAGGUUGUUAUUUUUGUCGUUUUUCAUUUGAAAAAUAUAUCAUUUUUUUAGAAAUUAUUUUUUAACUGAAAUAAGAGGUUUGUAAUAAGAGUAAAUAAUUGCAGAAUUAUUUUUUGCAUGAAGAUGCACUUUUUUGGCUAAUUACUCUAUUAGUCUCAACCAACUGCAGAACAAAAUAUCUUGUUCAGAAAUAAUUCAGUUAGAUCAUUACUCCACGGGUCAUUCGUUACUCGUUCUCUGAUAAUUUUGAAAAAGAUCAUGGUUAAAGAUGGUAUCCUCAGUAAAGUGCUUGAGGUAUUUUAAAAAAAGUGUGAAAGGCCUAAGACCUAUGGAAAAUGAGUAUGCCAUGUUUGCUUUGUUGUAUAUACUAUGUAUAUACUUUGUUGUAUACUUCACCAAAGUUGUUGGUUUGUUUCUAAGAUUUCAUUAAUGGCCAAUUGGCGGUACUGUAACAAACUCUUUGUUACUCUCCUACAAAUAAGAACUGCUUUGUUUUAUUAUCUUGCUAGAAUAGUUGAGACUGAAUAAUUGUGAUCAUUGAGAAACCGGUUUAGUAUAUAGUAAUUUGUUGUGAAAGUUGCUUUGAAAUCAGAGGUUGAAUUUAAUUUACUUAAUAUAGGGUUGGAUAGGGAGGUAUGGAUUAUUUGAAAUAACAGUUACACAAUAAACAAAACUCGAAAUUUAUUUUUUAGUGUGGACUUUGAUGUUGCCAUUAUUAAAAUUGAAGAGGAAAAAAUAAAAACCUUGUUUAUGUACGAAAAUAACAUCUGUUGAAUGUUGUCCGUUUUUGUCCAUACACUCCUGUAGACGUUGUAAGAAGUUAUCCAUACUCCUCUGAAGCAUUGCACGUGAUACCGCUCGAAUUCCCAGUGUUAUUGUUCCACUCAGAGCUUCAAGGGUUUGUGAUUUGUUUAUUUAUACACGUGCUUUUAGGUAGCCCCAUAAAAAAUAGUCACAAGGCGACAGGUCCGGUGACCGAGGAGGCCACUCCACAUCUCCACGCAACGAAUGAGGCGUCCAGGGAAGGUCUGCCUUAUAAAUUCCAUAGCUGCUCUCGAUGUAUGGCAUGUCGCCUCAUCUUGUUGAAACCAUACAGUUGAGACGUCGUCUUCUCAAUUGUGGCAGAAAAAUUCACGCAGCAUAACGAUCCGUUUUGACAGUGACGGAUCGACCGUUUUCUCGAAAAAAGUAAGGGCCAAUAAUUGGUUUUCUGAGGCUACCUAAAAGCAUGUAUUUACAUAAACAAACCACAAACCCUUGAAGCCCUGAUUCGAACAAUAACACUAGAAAUUCGAGCGGUACCACGUGCAAUGCUUCAGAGGAGUAUGAACAACUUCUCACAACGUCUACAGGAGUGUAUGGACAAAAACGGACAGCAUUUAACAGAUGUUAUUUUUCGUACAUAAUCAAUGUUUUAAUUUUUUCCUCUUCAAUUUUUAAAAUUGCAACAUUCAAGGUACACACUAAAAAAAUAAAUUUAUAAUUUCGUUUAAAAAUUAGUGUGUAUAUGUUAUUUCAAAUCAUCCAUACCUCCCUGUCCAACUCUGUAUUGAUGGUUGUAGUUAAAAAUUAAUAAUUACUAAGCAUUGAUUUUUCUAUGUAACUGAUAUUUUUUAAACUUUCUUUUCAUCUCUAUAAGUUUAUUAAUUGAUUUAGCCUAAUAAGAGUGGGAUACAUUUUAUUUGUGAUUUUUAUCUUUGUGGUUUCAAAUUGAACUAAAUAUGAUCAAGUAAAUAGUUUUCAUAAUUAUGUGAUUAUAGCCAUUUAUAUUUUAUUGUUCAGUGUGUUAUUCUCUUAAUACUACAGAAUUAUUAUCAAAUAACAAUGUCUUACACUUUUAUGUAAAUACAUCAAUAGAAAAUACCUUAAGACAAUUUCAAUAAACUAUUACGAUAAAUUUAUAUAAAAAUACAAUUUUCAGCCUUGAAUUGUAUUUUUAUGCAUUGUAAUUUCAUGUCUAUAAAUUAACUCGCUGCCCCAGUAAAUUUAAAUAACAAUCAAAAAUAUUCUAUCUAAAAAUAAAAUUAAGAAUGUAUUCAUAGAAAACAUUGGUUUUAAUCACUAUUCGUAAAAAUUAUCAUCAUCUUUCACCCAAACUCUGCUACUAUUGAUCAAUUUCACUUUCAGAGUUAAACAUUUAUUUUUCCAAUUUAGUUAGCUAGUUGAUAAACGCUUCAAAUAGUUCACUAGGAUUUGAACAAUAAUUUAAAUAUUUUUUUGUAACUUCCUUAACAAUUCAUAUAAACACAUGUAGUCUAUAAAUGUAAAAUCAAGUACAUCAAUCUUGACUGAUACAGUAGUGCUGCAUCUUUCUAAUUUUGUUGAACAUUCAAGUUCCUCAAUAUAAUGAAACUUACAAUUUAUAACAAGUAUGCAUCUAUUUGAAAGUUUUAAUUAUUAAUAGGCUAUAACCUUCUAUUAUCUACACUUUUGCAUUUCUAUUACAUCUGAAAUAAGUGGAUCAGAUCAAGACCUAUCUCUCAUGCCAAUGAAAUUUGAUGGUAAAACCCAAGAAAUCUGGAAUCUAUAUUCUAGAUUCCUUGGUAAAAUCUAAAUUAAGUUACUUGAUCUAUUUUUUUACAUCAUGUGAUAAUGUUAUAGUUACCGGUCCAAAAGAUUUCUAACUAACUCUCCUCUGCUUUAAGCAAGAACAAUAUUCAUUUUCAUCUAAAAUCUUGAAUCUUUAAUGUAUUUAUUUGACCAAAUCCCUUCAAUACAACCAUAUUGUGUAGUAAUUGGAAAUUGUGAUAUGUCGUUCAAAAACUUGGAUACUUAUUGUUAAGCUAAUGUAAUAUCAAAAAGAAAUACAAUUGACAGCCUUAAAUUGUAUUUUAUUAGAUACAUCGUAUAAUUAAACAGUUAUUUUGAUCUGAGUGAUUGUUAAAAUUGUAUCCAAUAAAGUUCAACUGAACGAA